AUGGACACCGCCAGAAGACUUGCCAAAAACCUACCUUUCUUGCGUCGAAGUCAAUCAUCUUCUAAUAACCCUUUUUCUCGACUUCCAAGUCGUUCGAGGCCAGCUGGUAGUACUCAGACCGCUGAAGUCAAAUCGGACUCCUGGUCGGGUGACCUUGGUUCGCCACUGUACGAUGUUGUCUUCAUCAUCGACGAAUCAGGCUCCAUUCCUCUUCAUCAGUUCAAAAAGGGCUUGAGCGCAAUAAGACUUCUUAUCGGGGAUGCGUUACUUGGCACAAAAUUCGCUGCCAUAAAGUUCUCCAGUAAGGCCCACCUUUUGUUUAACUUUGUCUCGCCAGAUCAGGCAAAGAAGAAAUUGCUGAAUGUCGGACAAAACGGGGGAAUGACUAACACCCAAGACGCUCUUAAAAUGGCUAGAAGAGAUCUUUUCCUAAAUGCGGCAGCCUCGGGGCACAGGCAAAAUGCUCACAGGAUGGCAGUGGUUGUAACAGAUGGCUUAUCAAACAUCCAACGGGAUCAGACCUUACCACAAGCAAUCCAGCUCAAAGGCAUUGGAACAAGAGUUAUGGUUAUUGCUGUAGGAAAUUACGGAGAUUCUGGACAUAAGGAAAUGAGGGGUAUAGCCAGUCACCCUCCCGGAGAAAACCUUUUCUUUGCUGGCGACUUUGAUGAUAUGUAUCAGAUCACGUAUAUGGCUAUAAAUGGCAUAUAA
Molecule: messenger RNA, 711 nt
Organism: Porites evermanni
Lineage: Eukaryota; Metazoa; Cnidaria; Anthozoa; Scleractinia; Poritidae
Source: the annotation of a GenBank genome assembly